AUGACGCAUCAGCUGAUUGCAGCGUUCCAGAAAGCUGCUGUUUCCGUCCGUUCCACCAUGCCGGCGGAUUUAGCCAAAUGGAACACGCCUGAUAAAGAGCCCAACGCGAAAAGGAGAACAGCCAUGGUCGGUUAUUACUACUCUACGUCGCUGCUAUUGCUCGUUUGUAUUGGCAUCAGUAGUCGCACAACUGCUGAUAACCUGCCUACAUGCCAACCCAGAGAUUUCCAUUACGAGUUGACUGAAUGCGACCCUACGACGGGCGGUCGCUGGAGGGUAUCCGUUCCGGCGGCUGGAGUCUGCACUGGUGGGGCACCCAACGCACCCGUCCGCCUUCAAGAUUGCUCGUUGACUUGCAAAUCGGGAGAGUACUUUGAUCUGGAGCUGCUUCAAUGUCACGAUUGUCCGCCCGGAACGUACUCUCUCGGCGGAAUGGUACGUCAUGAAAUUUGGGACCAACUUCCAGACGGAUUCUCCGUUUUGGUUGAACCGCUCACGUCGCGUUCCUCCUUUUCCAUGCUGGAACGUGAGAGAUCUUUUACCAACUGCUCCAAAUCAGAAUGGCAAACUCGAGGGGACUAUAUCGCUUUCCCCGGAGGUUCUUGCGUCGCCACUCUCGUCUACACAGUCCGUCUCAUCCAAGCAGGAGCGUUGCGCUAUACGUAUCAAUACCCCGAUGAUGACACUAUCUUUGAAUUCCAGGCUCAGAAUGAACUGUGCCAAAGCGUGUCGGGUGGUGGUGAUGAAAUCCGCUGGCCAACUGUCACGGAAGAAGGCAAGUGGAGGACGAGCAAGUCCAUUCAGCUUCCGGCUGGACUCAACGUACUCCAAUGGAAAGCGAUGGGUAUCUCUGGUCGCCAUCAGACGAAACCGCUACUCAUCAAAUCGAUCGAAGUGAGCGGCGUGGCUGAUCCAGCCGUUUCGACGGGUUGCACUCCCUGUCGUAAUGGAACUCACGCACCGGGCCCACGUUCUCGUCAAUGCCAAGAUUGCCCGGCUGAUUCUUAUUCAGGCAGAGGGGCCACCCAAUGUACUCGAUGUGAUGUCAAGACUUCGUACUCUACGCCGGGCAGCGGAAGAUGUCACAAACGACCACCAUGCACUCAAAAUGAUUAUUUCGAAGUUCAUUCAGCGUGUGAUGAAAGAAACAAUACGCUCGUGACGUAUCAAUGGGUGGAGCCUCGUACUUGUCGCGAUGAUUUACCUUCGUCGGCCAAGUUGCCGUCGGGUGCCGAACGUCGGAAAUGCCCGCCGUGUAACCCAGGGAUGCAGAUGGAUUACACUUCGGGCACUUGUCGGUUUUGUCCAUCUGGAAGCAUUUCGGACGGAAUACGACCCUGUCGAUCAUGUCCACCAUCCACAGCGCCUAAUACAGGAUUCCAAUUUAUCUGGUGGAGCGCUCUGCCGGGAGUUAUGUCUGCACGCUGCAUGAGUUUAGAAGGCUACACUGGAACUGGGUGCACCACGGCCGCCGCUUGGUUGACAUCUGGUGAUCACCUGAGAACGGGGCACGGUCACGCUCCCGACUCGUAUCUCAUAUUGUCCCUGAAAAUUGACAAAGGAUUUCGGGCUGGUCGAGGCACUGUGUCAUUCACAUUCCAACUCGAUUGUGAAGGAGAUUGCCAAUUUGUUUUUAUGCAGAGUUCUCCUGCCAAAGGCAUCUCAGUGAUCCAGACGUGGAGUGGUCGUGCACCCAAGCAACAUUUUAGUUAUUCGAUUCCGCAAAACGGAUCGUAUACAUUCAAUUGGGCAUUCCAGAAGCAAGCCUGGUCUCAAGACGGAAUGAUACCUUACAGCGCCGCUGGCGUGCAGCGGUUGAGGCUAUUUGACACGGAUAGCGCCCGGAUCGAUAGUAUCAACGUGACCAACACAAUAGAAGGAGGUGCGUCCGUUUGUUUGCCUUGUGCUCAGGGAGCCGAUGCGUCCGGCUGCAUACCUUGCCCACCUGGACACUACACCGAAGCCUCGACGACUCGUUGCCAGCCGUGCCCUGCCAACACGGUCGUACUGGAUCCAGCAGCGGUCGGUCGAUCAGCUUGUAUCAACUGCGGACCUGGUCUUAUUAGCACCGAUGGCAAAACGUGUACCACUGAUUGUACCCCAACUGUCAACGGUACACGUUACGAUCUCCGUAAAAUCGGAAGUGCGUUCCACGAAGUGCGGGGCAGUUUACUUUUCACCGCUUCGGGCAUGCAGUACUUUCACGUGUUUAACAUAAGCCUUUGUGGCAAGGUGCCAGUCAAUUGUGCCAACAAUAUCACGUUCCAGUCUGAGGGCGAGCCUAAAUCAGUGAAAGCGUUAGUGUGCCGGACCACGUUGAUUCCGUCUCAGAGUUUAGAUGCGUCAGGCGGAAGCAGUCCUCUGUCAACACAAUCAGUGACGCUAGGAGAUCACCUGCUUGGCAUCACAAACGAAGCCCAAUUCGGUGAUACGCGGGUUCUUGAAGAGUUCUACAAUUCCAAAGACUUGCAUGUCUUCUUUGGCACUCCAACGGCGACUAAAUCAUGCCCGAAAGGCAGGACGACGACGGUGACGUUACGUUGCGAUGCCGAUCAGCCAGGAGCUGGCCAAGUGACUUUACCUUCACGUUGCCCGGACGGUACUUGCGACGGGUGUCAUUUCCAUUUCCUCUGGUCAUCCAGUACUGUUUGUCCCAUUUGUGGCGCACAGGAUAUCAAGGUGGUCAAGAGCGAAUGCAUAGCUGGAGAGCAGAACGUUCAUUACCUGGCGCCCAAGUAUUGCCUUAUGGCUGAUGACGUGCCUGGCACCAAGAAAGUACCUUGUUCCACACAAAUCCCGUUUGUGGUACAGCUGAUUAUUAUGGGUUGCGUUGGAACGGCCAUCCUUCUUUGCCUGACCGUGUUCAUCUGCUGGAAGCGCAACCGUCGGCUCGAGUACAAGUACAGCCGUCUUGCCAGACAGCGAUCGGCUCCAUCGAGCAGCAGUGGAACCGAUACGACUUCGAGUCUCAAAGACAACGGCAACGAAUGCGAGACGGAAAUGGCGGCCGCCGAGAGCUGCGCCCUCGAUGACGACGAAGAGGAAGAAGAGGACGAAGUAUCAGUUACCGUCCCCAUGAAAAGUUUCGGCCUAGUCAACAAAAUACGAUCCAUGACAGCAUACAAGAGCGAGUCGGGCAGCCCAUUCGAAACGAUUCAAUUGACGGAAGCACAAUCUUAGAAUGGAAGGAACGUGGAAAAGAGGCUUGUAUGAAAUUUACGAUUUCUAUAUUUACCUAUUCAUUUUUAUGUCAUUUGAGAAACAUGGCUUGAGAUUGUAUUUCUUUGUAACCACAACCAAAACAACAACAACAACAACAAAAUAUAUCAUUUCCAAUCUUCAA
This is a messenger RNA of Daphnia carinata, 3343 nucleotides long. RefSeq names its product endosome/lysosome-associated apoptosis and autophagy regulator family member 2-like. NCBI's taxonomy places the organism in Eukaryota, Metazoa, Arthropoda, Branchiopoda, Diplostraca, Daphniidae. The record is from RefSeq and is a predicted model, not a curated record. Bases 1 to 3180 code for a protein of 1059 amino acids. The transcript has 14 exons.